Messenger RNA from Ylistrum balloti, 3462 nucleotides. Its product is annotated as A disintegrin and metalloproteinase with thrombospondin motifs 6-like. Gene Ontology annotation, biological process: extracellular matrix organization; proteolysis. Gene Ontology annotation, molecular function: metalloendopeptidase activity. The coding region runs from base 1 to 3462 and encodes 1153 amino acids. Gene Ontology annotation, cellular component: extracellular matrix. The transcript has 23 exons. NCBI's taxonomy places the organism in Eukaryota, Metazoa, Mollusca, Bivalvia, Pectinida, Pectinidae. The record is from RefSeq and is a predicted model, not a curated record.
AUGUUCCUUUUGAGGUGUCUACUUGUGAGUCUUGUUGCUGAAGCCCUUACUUCCGCCACAGAUCUGGAUUCUUCCACGGUCGAGGCCGUUGGAGAAACUACCCAAGGCAAAACAGAUCGCCUUUUAAAUAAACUUGGAAAAUACGAAAUGGUGAUUCCUGUACUUGUUGAUGAGACGGGACAGUUUCUGAGCUACAACGUCAAACAUAGGAGAUCGAAACGUCGGAAGCGUCGAAGUGUUAGCGACCAUGAUACUCCUUUGGAGAAGGAACAUCUGAAUAGAAUAUUCUAUAAAUUAUCAGCGUUUGGAAAAGAUUUUCAUUUCGAUCUCAAAUUAAAUGAUAAGCUUUUGUCAACCGGAUAUGAAGCAGAAGUAUGGACAAAAGACGGACAACGCGAUUUUGUUAACCGGAAACGGAACUGUCAUUAUGUUGGAUAUAGUCGUGAACCAUUUACCUCGAUCGCCGCAAUUAGUAACUGUUUUGGAUUGCAUGGCGUUUUCCAAACGAACGAGGAGGAUUUCUUCGUGGAACCAUUAUGGAACCAAACAGGCAGAACCACCACAUUCGGGCAUCCACAUGUGGUGUAUAAGAGAUCUGACAUCCGGUUAAAUCAUGAACACAACAGUGACGAUUGCGGUGUUACAGAUUAUCAACAGUUACUUUUAAAUCAUAUCCCUCUUCAUGAAAAUACUAGAAAUGAAACAAAACUACAUCGAUCAUCUGAUCAGAGAAAACGACGAAAAAUUGACCCUCCACAUCGUUUAGGAUUUUCACCUAAGCCUAAGCCUAGAAUUUCACUGCGGAACGAAUACCAGAACCGGAAGCGCCGAUCUGUGAUGAGCGAAGAGAAGAAUGUUGAGACAUUAGUGGUAGCGGAUAGGAUGAUGGUACAGUACCACGGGAAAAAGAUAAUAGAGUCCUACGUUCUAUCCAUCAUGAAUGUUGUUGCCCAGCUCUUCCAUGAUGCCAGUAUUGGAAAUGCCAUUAACAUUGUGGUCAGUCGACUGGUCAUUCUGGAGAAGGACCAGGAGAACCUGACCUUGAACUAUCAUGCUGAUCGUUCAUUGGACAGUUUUUGUCGAUGGCAAAAUAUUCUAAACCUGACAGCUGAUGAAAUGGGAACCGCCCAUCACGAUAAUGCUGUUCUACUAACAGGGUAUGAUAUCUGUACGUACCAGAACAGUCCAUGUGGAACAUUGGGACUGGCUCCAGUGGCUGGGAUGUGUGAUGAAGACAGAAGCUGUAGCAUUAACGAGGACAUUGGUCUUGCGUCUGCAUUUACUGUGGCACAUGAAAUAGGACACAAUUUUGGGAUGCAGCAUGACGGCGCUGGAAACAGGUGUGGUACAGCGGGGUCUGGCGAAAUGGCUGGAAUAAUGGCUGCACAACUGACGAAAGACACUCAGCCCUUCAACUGGUCGUCGUGUAGUCGGACCUACGUCACAGAGUUCUUAGAUUCUGAUAAAGGACUAUGUCUGGUCAACACCCCUUCUGAACAACUUCUCGUACAGCCACAGUUCCGACGCUUUCCACCUCAGCAGAUUAACUCGGAUGAACAGUGUGUACUACAGUUCGGAGAAGCCUCAAGCAUGUGUAAACCAGGGGAGGUGUGUCAGGAGUUGUGGUGUGUAAAUAAACACGGUCAGUGUACCACAAACAGCAUCCCGGCGGCGGAGGGUACCGUCUGUCCACUGGACACCGGCCAGAGAGGGUGGUGUUACCGGGGGCUAUGUCGGGAACCUCACUACCGACCAGAGCCACAGAACGGAGACUGGGGUGCAUGGUCCGAGUGGGACGCCUGUACGCGCACGUGCGGUGUUGGCGUGGAGUCCAGCUUCCGGCGAUGUGAUGACCCAGAACCUCGUCAUGGCGGGAAAUACUGCGUGGGAGAACGGAAACGCUAUAGAUCGUGUAAUAUCCAGUCGUGUCCGGAUAAUGUUCAGGAUUUCCGAGAACAACAAUGCGCAGAUUACGACACAAAACCAUUUAGGGGAAGGUACUACAACUGGAAGCCAUUCUCAGGAGCCCACAACAGACCAUGCGCACUUAACUGUAUAGCGGAGGGAUACAAUUUUUAUACAGAACGUGCGCGGAAGGUUAUCGACGGCACGAGGUGUUACCCAGACAAAAUGGACCUUUGUAUUAAUGGACGAUGUCUGCCAGUGGGUUGCGAUGGAGUUCUGGAGUCUAAUGCUACAGAGGACAUCUGCCGGAAGUGUAAUGGUGACGGUUCCACGUGUCAGACAAUCUCCGGCCACUUCGACAAACAACUCCCAAAGGGAUCUUACCAUGAGAUGGUGAGGAUUCCGAAAGGAGCUGUACAUAUCCUGGUGAGAGAGACACAGGAAUCCAUCAAUUAUCUGGCUUUACAGGGUGAGAGUGGUGAGUACUACAUCAACGGCGAAUGGACUAUAGACUGGCCGCGGAAAUUCUCACUGGCAGGAACAGUCUUUCAUUAUGAACGAGAAGACAACGAACCGGAAGUUCUCAGGGCCAUAGGACCAACCAACGAAAAACUUGUCAUCAUGAUUCUGUUACAGGAGGACAAUCUAGGCGUUGACUACCAGUAUAAUGUUGCAAAGAACGCCACGAUAUACAAUCACGAUGCCACACUGUACACAUGGCAACAUUCUGUAUGGUCGGAGUGCUCACAUUCCUGUGGCAGAGGCACUCGUGUGUCCAGCGCGGUUUGUGUUAAGAAGGCUGACCGUCAGGUAGUCGACAAUGACCUCUGCACUCCACAACCAAAGCCGAGUGAUCACAGUAGAACUUGCAACGAUCAUCCAUGUCCAGCCAGUUGGUCGGUAGGACGCUGGUCCCAAUGCAGUUCCACAUGUGGUGACAAUCGCACGAAGAUGCGGAGCGUCACAUGCGUCCAGACAAUUAGCCAAGAGGAACAGGUGAUCCUUCCAGACCAGGAAUGUCCUUCCCGAAAACCCAACACAAAGCGUCAGUGUCGCAGCAUCACCUGUCCGGCUGUGUGGUUCCCCGAUCACUGGAGACAGUGUUCAGCGGAAUGUGGCAUGGGAGAGACGACUCGUAAUGUUUUUUGUAUGACUAGUGACCGCCAGACCUACCUACACGAGACACAGUGUAGUCAGGAGAAAAAACCACUCACAUGGGAAACCUGUAUACAGCGGCCAUGUCCUCCGCCCAGGUGGGAAACAGAUAGUUGGGGACAGUGCUCCGCCCGCUGUGGAACCGGCCGUCAGACAAGGAAUGUUGUUUGUCGGACCUAUAGAGGAGAGAGGAGUAGCGACUGCCUUCCGAGGGACAAACCAACCACAAUACAACAGUGUCAUAACAACUGUGACUCACGACCUUCCGUCGAUGAUUGUGUGGACCAGGAUAAGGCCCAGUUCUGUCCUCUAGUAGAGAGGUUCCGAGUGUGCGAUCGGGAGUAUUUCUACCGGAUGUGCUGCAGGACAUGUGUCGACUCGGGCCAACGGACAUACGGUUAA